GGAGCGGAUCGAGCAUACGCAGGGUCUCGAUGGUUGCACCAUACUCUCUCCCUGAAGCUCCCUGCACCCGCUACACUUCUGUCACUCACUCUGAAGACCCUGCAUCCGUCCCAGAGAAUGCCCAGACUUUGCUGGACAAAGCCAACGCCUACCUUUUGCCCGUAUUCGUUCGCCCGCCUUUUGUGCUGACACACGGCAAGGGUGCAUACGUCUGGGACACCCAGGACCGGAAGUAUUUGGACUUUUGUGCAGGUAUCGCUGUGAAUGCACUUGGACACGCAGACGAGGGUGUAGUCAAGGUUAUGGCAAGUGAGGCUGCCAAACUGUUUCACACGAGCAAUGCGUUCCAUCACCAGUGGAGUGCAAAGCUUGCCGAGCUGCUGGUAACUCUCACGCAAAAGGAGGGUGGUCUAGGCUGGACGACCGGCACGGCACCGUCCACUUCGGGUGCGAAGGUGUUCUUCUCCAACUCUGGCACAGAAGCCAACGAGGGCGCACUCAAAAUCGCUCGGAAAGCUGGCAAGGGACGCUGGGCGGCCAAGCACGGCAAAGAGUGGGAAGAUCCUGCGAGUGACAAAUUCGAGAUCGUCUGUUUCGAGAACGCGUUCCACGGUCGGUCUAUGGGUGCGCUCAGCGUGACGACGAACCCCAAGUACCAAAAGCCAUUCUCGCCUCUCAUUCCGGGUGUCAAGGUUGGGAUAUUCAAUGAGAAGACGCAGCUUGAAAGCUUGAUUAGCGAGAAGACAUGUGCUGUCAUCGUCGAGCCGAUCCAGGGCGAGGGAGGGAUUCAUCUUGCUGACAUCGAUUUCCUGCGUGCACUCCGGAAGCGAUGCGACGAGACCGGCGCGGUGCUGAUCUAUGAUGAAAUUCAGUGUGGACUGUAUAGGACGGGAAAGCUGUGGGCACAUUCGGCCAUGCCUGUUGAAUGUCAUCCUGAUGUGGUCACAAUGGCAAAACCGUUAGCAAACGGUUACCCCGUCGGCGCGGUCCUAAUGCGCGACAGCAUAGCAGAGGUCAUGACAGCUGGUACACAUGGGACAACCUUUGGAGGCUCACCACUGGCAUGCGCCUUGGGCUUCCACGUCUUGUCACGAGUUUCUGAGAAACCGUUCGUGGCACAAAUUCAAGAGACAAGCGCGUACCUUUCUGCACGGCUGUCUCAGCUGCCGAAGUGGUUCCCGGAGGUCCUGCAGCCCGGUGUGCGAGGGACGGGUCUCAUCCUUGGGCUCGGACUCAGGAACCCUGAUCAUGCGGGAAAGCUGGUGCAGAUGGCGAGAGAACGAGGCGUCCUCAUAUUGACCGCAGGCAAGGAUGCUGUGAGAUUCGUUCCCAGCCUGAAUGUCGGCCGUGGAGAGGUGGACCUUGCGGUGGAUGUGCUCGAGAGCUGCAUUGUGACGCUGGACACCGCGUAGAGACGGCUGUACGACGCAUGUAUCCAGUGCUAGAGGACCCUGUAUUAUCGCAAAAAAGCCUGCGAUAUCCC
Phanerochaete carnosa HHB-10118-sp is the source of this 1483-nucleotide messenger RNA. RefSeq lists its product as uncharacterized. Gene Ontology annotation, biological process: arginine metabolic process. The transcript has 5 exons. Gene Ontology annotation, molecular function: pyridoxal phosphate binding; transaminase activity; identical protein binding. Lineage: Eukaryota; Fungi; Basidiomycota; Agaricomycetes; Polyporales; Phanerochaetaceae. Gene Ontology annotation, cellular component: mitochondrial matrix. The record is from RefSeq and is a predicted model, not a curated record. The coding region runs from base 30 to 1412 and encodes 460 amino acids.